Dunckerocampus dactyliophorus (ringed pipefish) is the source of this 7987-nucleotide messenger RNA. It is a transcript of the gene mdc1, whose product is annotated as mediator of DNA damage checkpoint 1. The transcript is spliced from 12 exons. Gene Ontology annotation, molecular function: protein binding. Gene Ontology annotation, cellular component: nucleus. Gene Ontology annotation, biological process: positive regulation of transcription initiation by RNA polymerase II. The record is from RefSeq and is a predicted model, not a curated record. Bases 103 to 7302 code for a protein of 2399 amino acids. NCBI's taxonomy places the organism in Eukaryota, Metazoa, Chordata, Actinopteri, Syngnathiformes, Syngnathidae.
UGGAAGGCUGGACCAAGCUUCACCCGGAAAAAGGAAUAUGGAUUGUUUAUCUCUUCAUUGAACUCAGAGGGGCGUGCGAGACGUCCUGCAUCUUGGCAAGGUAUGGAUGCUACUCAGGUCAUCAACGACUCCAUCUUAGAGUCAGAUGAGGAGGAAAAGAAUGAAGAAGAGAAACCAAACAGUGGGCAGAAGCCUUUAGCAAAGCUGCGCAUCUUGAAGAAUGACCACAUCCCUGAAAGAGACUUCCCCCUUUUUGUGGGAGAUAACGUGCUUGGUCGGGACCCCAGCACCUGUACUCUGCCCUUGCCGGCACCCUCUGUGUCCAAGCAGCACGCCACCAUCAGCAUCCAUGUCCACCGGAGACGAGAAUCCCACAGCGGAGUUGAUAUGGAGGCUUUGGUUUGGGAUCUAGGCAGCAUGAAUGGCACCCGCAAGGGACGCCUAAAGUUGACUCCCAACGUACGCUACUCUCUCAGCGAGGGUGACUGCCUGGUGAUGGCAGACAUCCCGUGUCAGUACAUCCGCCGGGAGCACGUCGGGACUCCUGAGAGCAGGACCGCGGGCGUGAACGUCAGGUUUCCAGGUGCUUCCAUAGAGAAACGAGUUAAGGUGAGGGCCAGUGGAAGCACACAUGCUUCAGGUGUGCCAUCACUUCUUGGUGAAGCCAAGUCCUUUGAGACUACUCCAGUCCAGCCGCAGAGGAUGCUGGUCCCAGAGUCUGACUCGGACUCGGAUGGAGAGAUUCGGGGACACAGAGAGGAUAGGUGCAAGGUUCUAGAUUCAGACUCCAGCGCUGCCUAUUCAACCUUUCUGAGUCCUACAAGCAACAUAGUCCCUGAAAGUGAGGAUGAAAGCCCCAUCACACCGUCGUCCUCCACCAGAGAGAAGCCCCACAGAUAUGUCAGCUUCAGCAAAGAGCCUGACAUAAAUGCUGGGCGGCAGCAGUCGCCUGCGACUGUGGAUGACAUUGAUGAGGGGGAAGGCGCUGUGGUAAAUGGCCAGACACCAGGAGGGAUGAGGUUUGAGGAGAAAAAACAUGGUGUGCUGGAGCAGUCACAAAGCAAGGCAAGCUUUAUAGGAGCAGAAGGCUUACCACAAGUGUCCACAAGCACUGUGAUCCCUGAUUUUAACAUGGACAGUGACACUGACAUGGAGGCGGAGGAGGAAGGAGAGGUGCAAGCAGUCCAGUUUCACAUGGACAGUGAUACAGAUGUGGAGGCUGAUGAAGCUAGACCCCUUGAGGGGACUUACGGUGAUGUGUCACAUGAUGCUCCAAAAGCAGGCUUAGUUCCUCCGGUGAUGCUGGAUGAUUUCCAACUAGACAGCGACACAGAUGUGGACGAGGGGCCUGACAACACCAGCAGAGAUGAAACCCCCUCCAGGCUAGACUUAAAGAUGGGGGACUUGUCAGAGUCAGAUGAUGAUCAGGGCCCUGCCUUUAAUACACAUCCUGAUGUCAGAGGAUCAAACUACAAUAAUGUGCCUGUUGCAGUCAUUCCGGCUGAUAUCACCAUAGCAGCUUCUGAGUCUGAUGCAGACACAGAUGUGGAUGAGUUCAGUGCGCCCUCUGCUGGAGGUGGCCGUGGGCAGGACAGCAAAACAAACAUGGAGGACCAAAUGCCGAGUCUUCCUGUGAUAAAACCGUCUGGGUUGCAUGCUGCGCUUCUACAUAACUGCUCUACUCCUGUGCAAGAAAGAGAUGUGGCGGACAUGGAGACCCAAGCCUUCCUUAGUCCCUCUCAGGAUUCAUGUAAACGUGCUGUGAGACCAACAGCUCUGUCUCCAUGCUCAGACAGUCCAGAGGAUGAGGACUUUGUCGUGGCUGAGACGCAGCCCUUCAUCAUUCAGGCUCGAAGGCAGGUCCAGGGUGGCCUCCAUGACGCCAGCCAAGCGUCAGAACAUAACUCCUCUGGCGAGGACAAGGAAGAGUCUUUCCAGCUCGGGUUGUCUGACAGCAGCCACCUCCAAAGUCACGCCCAUGCCCUGGCCGUGGAGAGCACCCAGGCUUUUGUGCCUGUGAGUGUGGCAGAUACGCAAGCGUAUGCAACUCCAGGAAGGACAUCUCAUGGGGAUGAUUUGAACAUGGAGGCCACACAAGCCUAUGAGGAGCCUUCCAAGAGUCCAGUUCGUCAGGUAGAGCUGGCUUUACAGGAAACCCAGGCCUAUAUUUCAGAAGGUUACAGUGAGUCUGAUGAUGACCCAGAGGAAGAGACCCAACCUUUGGACUUGCCCACCUCUUCUCCUACCCUUGCAGUGGCUGAAACCCAACCUGCCUUACGGGAAGAGCCAACUACAAACAACAAGGUUGCAUGUUUGCAAACACAAGGCCAGAUACCAAAAGAAGUGGAUUUGAAGGAAGAACACACAGAGGUGGUUGUAGAAACUCGUGAUGAGACUCGGCCCAUCCCCAAAACCCAACUGGUGAGUAUAAGUGAGGAUGAAGUGUCCAAUCCAGUCUUACGGAAAGGAAAAGCCGAGCAACUUCUGCUCGAAGGCGAGACCCAACCUUUGAUGAGUGACGACUUUUCUGCAGAGACCCAGCCCAUAGGUCAGACUCAGCCAAUACCCACAAGUCUAACUGAAGAGAGUGAUGGAGAGGACCCAAGACCUGGCUUAGUCCAGCUUCAAAAAGAGAAGAAAUCCACUACAAGCUUGGCUGUUGAUACCCAGCCUGUGAAUGUAGCUGUGACCCAACUAGCGGCUACAAGUGAUGAUGAUGAUGAAAGCGAUGGGGAGGACUUGAUUCCAGUUUUACGUAAUAAAAGAAAAGCAAGGCCGCUUGAAGAGACCCAAUCUUUGUCCAGUUGCGAUUUACCUGUAGCUGAGACCCAGCCCACUGGUACUAGUCACAAUGAGGAAAGUGAUGACGAGGACCCUCUUCCUGUCUCACAUAAAAUGAAAGUGCAACCUCAAAAACAGACACGACCUAUUACGAGUUCUAACGAUGCGGCUGUGGAAGUACAGCCUAUAACCGUAGCUGCAACCCAGCCUAUGGCUACAAGUGUUAAUGAUGAAAGUGAUGAUGAGGAUUCGAUUCCAGUCUCAUAUAAUAACAGAAAAGCAAAGCCGCUACAGCUUGAAGAUGAGACCCAACCAUUGAUGAGUGGCGACUUUUCUGCAGCAGAGACCCAGCCCAUGGACAUAGGUCUGACUCAGCCAAUACCCACAAGUCUAACCGAAGAGAGUGAUGGAGAGGACCCAUGUUCUGGCUUAGUCCAGCUUCAAAAAGAGAAGAAAUCCACUCCAAGUUUGGCUGUUGAUACCCAUCCUUUGAAUGUAGCUGUGAUCCAGCCGAUUGCUAUAAGUGAUGAUGAUGAAAGUGAUGGGGAGAACUCCAUUCCAGUUUUACGUAAUAAAAGAAAAGCAAGGCCGCUUGAAGAAACCCAACCUUUGUCCAGUUGCGAUUUACCUGUAGCUGAGACCCAGCCUGUUGGUACUAGUCACAAUGAGGAAAGUGAUGACGAGGACCCUCUUCCUGUCUCACAUAAAAUGAAAGUGCAACCUCAAAAACAGGCACGACAUAUUCCGAGUUCUAACGAUGCGGCUGUGGAAGUACAGCCUAUAACCGUAGCUGCAACCCAGCCUAUGGCUACAAGUGUUAAUGAUGAAAGCGAUGAUGAUGACUCGAUUCCAGUGUCAUAUAAUAACAGAAAAGCAAAGCCGCUACAGCUUGAAGAAGAGCGGCAACCCUUGAAGAGUGGCGACUUUUCUGCAGCUGACACGCUGCCCAUGGACAUAGGUCAGACUCAGCCAAUACCCACAAGUCUAACCGAGGAGAUUGACAGUGAAGCUCCAAUUCCUGGCUUAGUACAGUCUCGGAAAGAGAAGCAAUUCAUUCCAAAUUUGGCUGUUGAUACCCAUCCUUUCAAUGUAGCUGUGAAUCAGCCUAUGGCUAUAAGUGAUGAUGAAGAAAGUGCCAGGGACGACUCAAUUCCGGUUUUACAUAAUAGAAGAAAAGCUGGGCCGCUUGAAGAGACCCAACCUUUGACUAGUUGCGAUUUUCCCAUAACUGAGACCCAGCCCACAGCUGCAAGGCACACUGAGGAAAGUGAUGACGAGGACCCCGUUCCUGCCUCACAUGAAACGAAAGUACAACUUCAAAAAGUGUUGCAGCCUGUUACAAGUUCUAAUGGUGCAGCGGUGGAAUUGCAGCAUAUGACUGUAGCUGCAACCCAGCCUAUGGCUAUAAGUGAUAAUGAUGAAAGUGAUGAUGAAGACUCGGUUCCAGUCUGGCACAGUAAAAGAAAAGCCAAGCCGCUACAGCUUGAAGAAGAGACACAACCUUUGACUGGUUACGACAUUCCUAUAACAGAGACCCCCCUCAUAGCUACGAGUCACACUGACGGGAGUGCUAGAGAGGGUCUGAUUCCGGUCUUAGUACAACUUCAAAAAGAGACACAAUCCAUUAUGUGUUCUGACAGUUCAGCCGUAGAAGUGCACCCUAUGACUGUAGCUGCAACCCAGCCUAUGGCUUUUAGUGAAAAUGAGUGUAGUGAUAGCAAGGACUCAAUUCCAGUUUCAGAUAAUAAAAGAAAAGAAAGAUCGCUGCAACUUGAAGAAGAGACACAACCCUUGAUUAGUUGUGACCUUCCUGUAGCUGAGACCCCACGCACAGCUUCGAGUCAAAGCAAGGGGAGUGACGGUGAGGACCUUAUUCCUGCCUUACCUAGAGGAGAAAUCCAGCUUCAGAAAGAGAUGCGACCCACAUCGAGUUUGAAUGUAGCUGUGACCCAACCUUUGGCUACAAGUGAAAAUGAGGAUAGUGAUGAUGAGGACUCAGUUCCAGUUUUAAGCAGUAAUAGAAAAGCAAAGCGGCUGCAAGAGGAGUCGCUCAGCAGCACAGUUGAACUCCUGCCAGACAUUUUGAACCCAAAAAGUAAGCCAGAAGAUGGCGAUAAAGGCCAGAGGAGCAGUCAUGAGGACACAUCAGUAUCUCCAAGAAAACCCCAAGAAGAGGCGCCUCAGCCACUUGAGAUAUCUGCCCUUGGGGAUGGUUUAGAUCCCGGUCGAGUGGAAGAAGAGCCUGUCAAUUCCAAAGAGCGUGCAACUCAGCCGCUUGACACAUCUGAAGAUGAGCAACUAGACAGUGAGAUCUUGAUUCCGGGCCCACAGAGAAGAAAAGUCAAACCACUGCAAUUUGAAGAUGAGACACAGUCGCUAAUGAGUUCUCCAAGUUCUCCGCAGCUUCAGAAUGGAACCAAGGAUGACGUUGGAACUAGCAGCACCAAUGUUGGACACUCAAAAAGAACACAAGAGAAGGAAGAGACAGAAAAAAGACAAACAGGAAGCACUAAAGCUAGAGGAAAGACGAUCAAAUCCAGGCCUGUGAAGGAAAGUAAGGAAAAGACCACGUGGCAGCAGACCAAGGACCAACAACAGAACAUUAGGGAGCACCAGAGCAUCCAAAUAGAACUAUUGGAAAGCAAGAAGAACGAAGAUGAGAUACGGGAAACUGAGAGAAAGGAGAGGGAAGAGCGGGAGAGACUACAAAAAGAAAUUGCGGAGUGUGAAAAAAGGGAAGAACGGUUAGAAGCGGCCAAGGAACAAGAAAGGUGUAAGCGGGAAAGGACAGAGCUGGAGAUGGCAACCAAAGAAAGACUGACGCAGAGUGAGGAAGAAGAAAAACCCAAAGCACCACCGAGGGGCAGAAAAUCAACCAGAAGAACCAUCGCCGCUCUCACAGCAGCAGAGCAGGAUCUAGAUGAUGUCCCGGCGAAGAGGACCAGAUCACGUUCCAACUCUUCCAACUCUAUCAGCUCCGAAGUGUCUACUGCGAGUACACAGGGGAGUCGUGGGACGGGCCAAGGGGAGAAGAGGUUAAAUGGUCCUGCCCAGGCACCCUCCACCAGGAGACGGACGGUGGCUGUGGAGCCUUCUGGUCUUCGAGAACCACCAGAGAAGGACAUUGGUGGCGUUUCUCCCAUGGGAGUACUUUCAAGGUCCAGUUCUUCCACUUCCCUUGCUUCUGAGAUGUCCUGCAGCAGCCUCGGCUCUCGGGGUAGAGGCAGAGGGGGCAGGCAGCAAGGAAUACGGGGCAAGUCAGAAACAGGACCCAGCUCGGUUCAGCCUGUCUUAAGUCAGAACCCUGCUCCCAAGCCUAAACCAAGAGGCAGGAGGGGCCGGAAAGCAGAUGUGUCCCCCAGUGAAGAUGAUGAAGAUGAUGAAGAGAAGCCAGAGGUAAAACAGGCACCUUCCACCAGAGGGCGCAAGCGAGCCAGUGUCAAAGAGCCCAGAGCUGCAGAGCAGUCAAAUCAGGGGAACCAGUCUGCUGGUGAAGACUCUUCUCUGCCUAAAAGAACUUUCAGGGGCCAAACGGUAAAAAGUGAAGCCGUCGGGGAGCCGGUUGCUCUCUUGAGCAACAAUCAACAGGAGGCCAAAGAAGACAAGAGAAAAGGAAGGAAGAGGCAGUUGGAGGCAGUAGGGGAAGAAGCCAAAGACGACACUCUAGCUCCAGUACAAGCUAAGAGAAGAGGCAGGAUUGCACAACAGUCUCCCCGAGACACAUCCAGCGAGGAUGGAAGUGUGCCAUCUGCCAGUGGUGCUGCAGAGCCUCAGACUCCAAUCAGCAGCAAAACCCGUAAGAGAAAAGCUUCUGUGCAAUCCUCUCCCGGGACUCCUUGCACCUCUUCCCAGUCAUUGAGUCGUGGACCACGAACUGACGGCCAGUUUUAUAAGGUGCUGUUCACCGGGGUGGUGGACGAGGCCGGUGAGAAAGUGCUGGCCCGUUUAGGAGGCGCCCUGGCUAACGGUGCCGCGGAUAUGAACUGCCUGGUGACCGACAAGGUGCGCAGGACUGUCAAGUUCUUGUGCGCUGUGGCCAAAGGAGUUCCCAUUGUCACCACGCAAUGGCUGGAGAUGAGCGGUAAAGCCGGGAGCCUCCUGCCUCCUGAAGGCUUCAUUGUGCAGGAUCCGGAGCAGGAGAAGAAGUUCAGUUUCUGCCUGCAGGAGUCACUGAGGCUCGCCAGCAGUCAGCCUCUCUUACAGGGAUAUGAGAUCCACAUCACCAAGGCGGUGAAGCCAGAGCCAGUCCACAUGAAAGACAUCAUCACCUGCAGUGGAGCCACCUUUCUUCCCAAGAUGCCGUCUUCCCGCAAGCCUAAGACUGUCGUGGUCUCCUGCGAGGAGGACUGGCCGCUGUGUCGCGCCGCCAUCUUGGCGUCGUUCCCCGUCGUCUCGGCAGAGUUCAUCCUGUCUGGGAUCCUGCAGCACAAACUGGACUUCGACACCCACAAGCUAUCUGGCCCGCUGGAUAACCUGCAGCCUGCUACAGGCAGGAGAGGGCGGGGCAGGAAGAAGACGUAGCAUCCCGGGUCAGGAAGUGACUCAGCCUGAGUGGCAGCCUUCUCCUCGAGCAUCCCUUUUACUUUCAACCCACCAUCGCCUCCAUCCUGUUGCCAUGUACUUACAAGUACUUUUUAAACAAGUGUUAUUUAUACCGUGCCGGAUGGGACUAACGACCUGUUCAUUAUCCCUGUCCUCCCCCUCUCCACCACCUCAGAUGUUCAGAGCAGGAAUUAACAUUGCUUAAAGUCCGCUCGUCUGGAGGCUCGUUGUAAUCACACAUGUUGAGUGUGUAAAUCAUGUUUACCAAACAGUGGGUGGAUUUCGGCAAGCUCUCGACAUAAGAAGUGCCUUUUAAUACACCAAGAUGAUGAUAAUGAACAUAGCCGAGUGUCCUCCGCCUCCAUUAACCACCACCAACAAGCUCCAUGCAGUCCUAUUAAGCACGUACGAAAGACGCACGGCCGAGGCUGACGCUGCCUCUUCAUCAAUAUCUUAUGUGGUUUGUCCUUGCUGUGCAAUCAUCCGCAGCCUUUUUAAAUGCAUAAAUCACUCCCGUGUGUGCAGAUGUGGCAAGAACUGCACUCUUACAUGUAUCAUCGUCAUCACCAUCACCAUCAUCAUCUGCCUUUUAAAGAAAGACGUGUGAAACUUCUAUAUGUCCACCACACAACUGAAAUCAUUAAAUAUUUUCUGUUUGCUUCAA